This is a messenger RNA of Manis pentadactyla (Chinese pangolin), 2242 nucleotides long. It is a transcript of the gene SHCBP1, whose product is annotated as SHC binding and spindle associated 1. NCBI's taxonomy places the organism in Eukaryota, Metazoa, Chordata, Mammalia, Pholidota, Manidae. Bases 21 to 2045 code for a protein of 674 amino acids. Gene Ontology annotation, biological process: fibroblast growth factor receptor signaling pathway. The transcript is spliced from 13 exons. The record is from RefSeq and is a predicted model, not a curated record.
GGGGCCCGCGUAAAUUUGAAAUGGCUGACGGGUCGCCGGCUGGUGGCUGGCUGGGGUGCGAGGCGAUGGCGCCGGAGCCCAAGCGCACCAGCUGGGCUGUCGAGGAUGAGCUGGCGUCCCUAGAGAAAGUUUUGUUCCAAGAUGAAGAUUCCUGCAGUGACUGUAGCAAUCAGGAUACGCCAGGUUCUAGUUUACAAAGUUUUGUGCCAGAAGGAAAAACUCAUUUCCCAGAAAUGUUCCAAACAAGUCAACUUUUGUUCUAUGAACGAUUCAAAGCCUACCAGGAUUACAUUUUAGCGGACUGCAAGGCCUCUGAGGUAAGAGAAUUCACAGCUGAGUUCUUGGAGAAGGUCCUUGAACCAUCUGGAUGGCGGGCAGUCUGGCACACUAAUGUGUUCAAGGUGCUGGUUGAGGUCACAGAUGUGGACUUUGCAGCCCUGAAGGCAGUGGUAAGGCUUGCUGACCCGUACCUCUGUGAAUCUCAAGUGAGCACUUUUACCUUGGAGUGUAUGAGAGAGCUCCUCAGUCUGAAGGAACAUCGAUUGCCUCUGCAGGAGCUGUGGGUGGUGUUUGAUCAUUCUGGAGUAUUUGACCAGACAGCACUUGCAAUUGAGCAUGUCAGGUUUUUCUACCAAAACAUAUGGAGGAAUUGGGAUGAAGAAGAGGAGGACGAGUAUGAUUAUUUUGUCAGAUGUGUUGAACCUCGAUUGAGAUUGCAUUAUGACAUUCUUGAAGACCGAGUUCCUUCAGGACUUAUUGUUGAUUACCGCAAUCUGUUGUCUCAAUGUGAGGAGAGUUACAGGAAAUUUUUAAAUCUGAGAAGCUGUUUGUCAACUUGUAACUCUGAUUCUGAGCAGGAAAACAUCUCUAUGGUGGAAGGGUUAAAAUUGUAUUCAGAAAUUGAACAAUUGAAACAAAAGCUGAAACUCAUUGAGAAUCCUUUGUUGAGAUAUGUGUUUGGUUAUCAGAAGAAUUCUAAUAUCCAAGCAAAGGGCAUCCGUCCAGAUGGUCAGAAGGUCACCCAUGUAGUCUCCUCCACCAUGAUGACUGGUCUCCUGCAAUCCCUGCUCAGGGACAGGCUUUGUCAGGAGCCUUGUAAGGAAGAAGUAGAAAUUCAGUUUCACAGUGAUCCAUUGUCUGCUAUAAAUGCCUGCUAUGAAGGUGACACCGUUAUCAUUUGUCCUGGCCAUUAUGUGGUGAAUGGCACAUUCUCCAUUUCUGACUCCGUUGAAUUGGAAGGAUAUGGUCUACCAGAUGACAUUGUGAUAGAAAAGAGGGGCAAAGGAGACACUUUUGUGGAUUGUACGGGUGUGGAUAUUAAAAUUUCAAGCAUAAAAUUUGUUCAGCAUGAUGCUGUAGAAGGAAUCUUAAUCAUUCACCGCGGCAAGACUACAUUGGAAAACUGUGUACUGCAGUGUGAAACUACAGGGGUCACAGUACGAACAUCAGCAGAAUUCUUAAUGAAGAACUCAGACUUAUAUGGGGCCAAGGGUGCUGGCAUAGAAAUAUAUCCUGGAAGUAAAUGCACCCUCAGUGACAAUGGGAUCCAUCACUGCAAGGAAGGGAUACUCAUUAAGGACUUCUUAGAUGAGCAUUAUGACAUUCCCAAAAUAUCCAUGGUGAAUAAUGUCAUACAUAAUAAUGAAGGUUAUGGUGUUGUCUUGGUGAAACCUACAAUUUUCUCUGACCUGCAAGAAAAUGCCCAAGAUGUAAAUGAAGAAAGUACAACACCUAAAAAUCAGACAAGUGGAGAGGCAGAUACAGCUGAAAGAGUGGAUCUAGAAGACCUGAUUGAAUGUGCAACUGGUAAAAUGGAGCUUUUUGCACGAUCCGACCUUUCUGAGCAAGUUGAAGGCAAUUUUGAAAUUGUUAAUGAACUAGUUGCUGCCUCCACACAAAAAGGCCAGAUAAAGAAGAAACGGUUGAGUGAACUGGGCAUCACACAAGCUGAUGACAACAUAAUGUCACAAGAGAUGUUUGUUUCAAUUCUGGGGAACCAGUUCAAGUGGAAUGGGAAAGGGAGUUUUGGCACAUUUCUUUUCUGACCACUGUGAUGUAAAUAGAUAGCAAAAUACUGGAUUUUGCACAUGCUGCCCCAAGAAUCACUGCUGCUGUCAUAGCUCUCUUCAUGUCUGUAUUUUAUAUUUGAUAUAUUCAACUGGGUUUGAGUGAAAUGUAGAUUUAUUUCUGUCUGCAGGUGUUGCACAUAAAACACUCUCCAUUUUUAUAAGAAAGAUCAUAA